This is a messenger RNA of Diprion similis, 979 nucleotides long. Its product is annotated as cysteine-rich secretory protein 2-like. Gene Ontology annotation, cellular component: extracellular region. The transcript is spliced from 6 exons. The record is from RefSeq and is a predicted model, not a curated record. Lineage: Eukaryota; Metazoa; Arthropoda; Insecta; Hymenoptera; Diprionidae. The coding region runs from base 113 to 928 and encodes 271 amino acids.
UUCUCUUCGAUUACAAAUGUUGGGUGGGAAUUAAGAUCUGAUUUAAACUCUACACGAAGGAAUCCAGCUCGAAGAACUCCAGGUGAUCGCUUAGGAAAGGAUAUCCAGAAACAUGAGGUGGAUAUGGAUGUGGAUUGCGGUAGCGGCCACCCUUCCCGCUGCCACGCCGUGGAGGACGGACCGUAGUAAGCCAUGGCCAAAGUUAUACGGGGACAGAAUACCAACGAGAGUUCUCAUCCCAUCGACGAAGAAAGUUCAGAAGAAGAUAGUCCUCUACCACAACUUUUUCAGGACCCACGUAACUCCAACGGCGGCGAACAUGCUCGCCAUGAAAUGGCACAGGGGAGCCGCGAGGGCUGCUCAACGAUGGGCUGAAAGCUGCCUAGCCCUGACCCAUGACAACGCAACUGGGCUUCACAUCGACGCCUUCGGUACCUGUGGACAAAACAUCUUCAUCUCGACUGCGCAAGUCCCAUGGUUCUUCGCGAUCAAGACGUGGUAUCUGGAGAAGCAGCUGUUUAAAUAUGGCACCGAGGCCCAGAACGACCUCGGUAAGAUAGGACAUUACACCCAGAUGGUCUGGGCGCCAACCCAUCGAGUGGGUUGCGGAUGGGCCAAAUGUCCCGGAAAAACGGGGCCCGGUGGAAGGCCCUACUUCAGCUACGUCUGCAACUACUGCCCAGCAGGCAAUCAUCCCAAGCGACUGAGCACGCCGUACAUCGAAGGACCGUCGUGCAGCGCUUGCAAGGAUCACUGCCGUCUGGGAAAGCUGUGCAAAAAUGCAUGUCCUUGGGCUGAUCUCUGGGCAAAUUGUCAGCAACUGAACGAUACCUGGCCAAACUGGCUUUGCGAAAGCAACACGCAGCAGGGCCAUGAACGACGGCAAUUUUGCCGAGCUACUUGCAAAUGUCGCGACAAGAUAGUGUGAGCGAAUAAUGAGGGAAACGCGAGCUUUUCGUACGGCCAGGUGAUGAGGUCC